UUUUCUCUGAUGGACCGUGAACCCGCCCGCCAUCUUUUUUAUAUCUGAGUACAAAUACCAGACCGCUACCACCUUUCUUCUCAACCACCCUUUCCAUCCUUCACAAAUUCUUCUCCCCUAAUCACCCUUCAUCCUACAUAAAUCAAUCAAAAUGGGAAAAUCAAAGGAUACCAAGACCAGCAAGGUCAAGGCUCAGGCACCAGUUGUCAGCAAGAAGUCUGCCAAGGAGGUCGUCGCAAAGGCUGCCCCUUCCAAGAAGUCCAAGAAGGCCGCACCACCGUCUGAGUCUUCCGACUCCGACUCUGAGUCCGCCGAGUCUGCCGCUAGCUCCGAGUCCGAGUCCGAGUCUGAGGCUGAGGUCGAGGUCAAGAAGACCAACGGCGCUGCCAAGAAAGAGGUAGCUACCUCUGAUUCCUCUGACUCAUCCUCAUCCAGCGAAAGCGAGGAUGGUUCAUCUGAUUCUGAUUCUGAUGAUUCCAAGCCCGCCGCCGCCACUGAGGAGAGUGACAGCGACGAUUCGUCCGACAGCGAGGAGGAGGCCGCCCCAGCCAAGGAUGCCAAGGCAACUGAGUCUGGUUCCGAUUCUUCCGAUAGCGACGACUCUGACGACUCUGAGGAGGAGGAGAGCACCGAGGAGGCUGCCCCAUCCAAGAAGCGCAAGGCCGAUGAUGAGGAGGAGGAGACCGCCGCCAAGAAGUCCAAGACUGAGGUCGAGGAUACCGGAUCCAAGAACCUGUUCGUUGGUAACCUGAGCUGGAACAUCGAUGACGAGUGGUUGUACCGCGAGUUCGAGGAGUUCGGUGAGAUCACUGGCGCUCGCGUCAUCUCUGACCGCGAGUCUGGCCGCUCCAAGGGUUUCGGUUACGUUGAGUUCGCCAACUCCGCCGAUGCCGCCUCUGCCCUCAAGGCCAAGAAGGGUGCUCUCAUCGAUGGUCGCGAGGCCAACGUUGACUUCUCCACUCCCCGUGACAACGCCGCACCAAAGGACCGCGCCAACGCUCGCGCCCAGACCUACGGUGAUGCCAAGAACCCAGAGUCCGACACCCUUUUCGUCGGCAACAUCUCCUUCGAGGCCAACGAGGACAUGCUCGGCGAGGCUUUCGGUGCUCACGGCACUGUCGUGAACGUCAGACUCCCAACUGAUAUGGACUCCGGAAACCCCAAGGGCUUCGGAUACAUCACCUUCUCUUCGGUUGAGGAUGCCAAGAACGCCAUGGAGAACAUGAUGGGUGCUGAUGUCGGUGGACGCCCAGUCCGUCUCGAUUACGCUACCCCCCGCCCAGACCGUGAUGCCGGUGGUGGCGGCCGUGGUGGUGGACGCGGCGGUGGCCGUGGUGGACGUGGUGGCUUCGGUGACCGCGGCGGACGCGGUGGUGGACGUGGCGGUGGACGCGGUGGCUUCGGCGACCGUGGUGGACGCGGUGGACGUGGCGGCGGUCGUGGUGGCAGCACCAACCGUGGCGGCUUCGGCGACUUCGCUGGCAAGAAGCAGACCUUCUAAAUGUCGGUUUGUUAGGGAUGAUGCACAUAAUUGCCGCACAGGACUGAGGGCUCCUUUUGAGAUACUUUGACACGUUGGCUUGUGGUUCGUUGGCUCUGUGGGUUGUCCGCUCUAGACUUAUACUCCCUCUUGGGAGCUGUGGCUUUGAGAUCAAGCUUCUUCGGAAGUGACACCAGUGGCUUUUGACAUGACAAUGACGGCUGUUCCUAGUUGGCUUUUGUGGGCAUUGACCAGAAAACGUGGGCUUUUGAAUACUACGAAGUCGAGACGAACAUUCUUAUUUCCCCGUUCUGGGGACAUCUUGAAUGGGAUCGAGCUUCCUGUGGGCUUCUUGAGGGCUAUUCCAAAAAGUUUUACUGUGGCGUUAGGCUCCCAAAGUUUCUGGCUAGUCGCCAGUGGCGUUCUCUUGUUUUUAUAGUUUGUUUUUACCUCCUCGGAACCCCGGUGUAUAUCAUGGUUUUUCAUCGAUCGUCGCCGGUAAGUAAUACAGAUGUGCAAUGAAGUUUAGGACCCCAUUUACUACAUGAACAAAUGAAAUCUGUUAUGAC
This is a messenger RNA of Pseudogymnoascus verrucosus, 2049 nucleotides long. RefSeq lists its product as uncharacterized. Gene Ontology annotation, molecular function: RNA binding. NCBI's taxonomy places the organism in Eukaryota, Fungi, Ascomycota, Leotiomycetes, Thelebolales, Thelebolaceae. The transcript is spliced from 4 exons. The record is from RefSeq and is a predicted model, not a curated record. Bases 152 to 1501 code for a protein of 449 amino acids.